UGUUUGCCCAUUUUAGCAGCACGAUGCCAGAACUGCAGCCCUUGAGAGUGCCAGUGAAAGACCGAUGGUGUCGAAACAACAUGAGGGCUUCGAGGAUUUGCUGCAGCUCUUCGCAGCAGCCCUCCCGGACUCAAGCAAGGAUCCUGCUGCAGAAUAUUUUCAAUCAGUCACAAGAGUCACAAGAGUUUGGACCACUGUUCCUGCUUUGACCGAAAGCAGCAUUUCACAGGUUUCUUCAAGACUGUUGUGUUAAGCACAUAUACCUCUAGAUAUAUUGCCAGGGAAUUUCUCGAGGUGCAGUGUUGACCCAGACUAUGGACACAAAAUUUGUGAAUGCCCGAGACCUCAUCCUUUUUGAGCAGCACAACAAAACUGACGAAGUCAGCCAGGAGCAAAGCGGAGACGUUCAACAACUUCUGAAAAGUUUGCGAGAGUUCCUCCGAAAUAUUGAAGAUGGAGACGAAGCUGCUUGCGUUCUCGCAGGCGCUCGCCACGCAUUGCUAGCAUGCCGUGGCGCUGGUAGGCCUUCAGUGAGCUCAUACGCAUGCAAAACGUCCUUUUCCAUGGUGAAGAAGAUCUUGGCCCUACGGUGCUCAGACUACGCAUCGGUUUCGACGCCAUAUCACGACAACGGCCUUUUUGCAAACGUAUUGCAGGUCUGCGACGCGCUGUUGCUGACCAAACCAGGUGUGCCUGUGCUGGUUGAUUGGAGAAGAAAAGGAUCUGAAGGCCACUUCCAGUACGGACCUGAGGGAUUUGACUUGUGGAGCCAUCUCUUCGAACCGAACAAGCGGUGUCGUUCUGCCGAAACAUUGCAGUGCGAAGAUGGCCUUACUAUGCCUGGCCGGAUCAAUUGUCUUUUCAUGAACAUGCUGCGGGGCUACUUAUGGUCCAUGCCUGAACAUGAUCUCCAACACUUGCGCUUAAGCUAUGCAGCAGCCAUCAGUGAGCUUGAGCCAACAAUGCACAUCAAAAAGCAGCUGAUGGGUAUUUGCAGAGAGUGGACAGAGGAUACCUACGUCCUAGGCGUGCACAGACGUCUUGCUUGCUCUGAGAUGGUUGCUUGCCAGUUGUCGCAGCGCGCGCCUAGCAAUGUGGAGUACAUCUCCAGAGCAAGAAAGCUCUGUGCUGCCAGUGGCAAGAAGCAGAAGAUUAUUUUCCUGGCGACGGAUGAUAGUCAGGCAGUGAUCGACUUCGAAAUGGCCUUCGCGAACAGCAGUGUGAAACUUUGCUGCCGGGAUGGUGUGAAGCGCUCUGUCGGAGGUGUCCGUGAAGAUGGCGUGGACAAUGAGGUGCACCGAAACCCCUGUGCAGAAGCAGAUGCAGAGGAUGCUCUAGUUGAUGCGCUUUGCUUGGCAAAAUGUGAAGAGCUGAUUUGCGUUGACUCCAAUCUCUCAAUCUUCGCAGCGCUGAAGAAUCCCAGAUUGCGUUUGCAUGCCCUGAGCAGCAUUCUUCCCGAGGGAUGGGAGGAAGAUGCGGCCCAGCCUGAAGAACCGGUUCAUGAGUCAUACGAGGUAGUCUUUGCACCAAUGGUCUUUGUUCGGAAGGGCCCAAGCACCGCUACCGAGCUUCUUGGCGCCCGGAAGAUGGGAGAGACUGUGCACUGCACAGGGCGUGGCUUUGAUGGUUGGGUAGAGCUUCAAUCAGGUGGCUGGAUGCUGGUGGACGGAGCCCGAGGGGGCAAGCAGAAUGCUGCAGCAGGGCUGCUUCUGAAGCCUGUUGGGCGCGUCCUUGCGGGGCAGAGCGGUGAAAAAGGUCUCUCAGACGACAGAAAAUACAGACAUUAACUCCAAAAAACAACGCAAAUUAGUUUUUCACUUCGUUAGCUUUUCUUAAUCUCCGACAUUCUUAGACAAAUC
Durusdinium trenchii is the source of this 1859-nucleotide messenger RNA. The record is from the annotation of a GenBank genome assembly. Lineage: Eukaryota; Dinophyceae; Suessiales; Symbiodiniaceae.